AUGAUCGCGACUGCUGUUUCAUCUCACACGCAGCCAUCUUUCAACAAACAACUGAUCAACAAUAAGAUGCAUUCAAACUCCGGUGCGGCGAUGAGCAAUUCCGAGCUCGGUUCGGUCGAUCGGUUAACGCUGUCGUCGUCGUCGGUACACGCGCCCUUUCCUGCUUCGUCCGGUACAGUCCUACCUCCUCCCUCCGUCUGUCAAACAGUCACACCAUCAAUCGACAGUGAUUCAACUGUGCUCUUAUUCACCGCUCUCGUAGAAGUCCAGGAUAAAUUUGGACAAUUCCAACUUGCACGUGCACUGCUGGACAGUGGAUUCCAGUCAAGUUUUUUUUCUGAAUCGUUAUGCCAGCAACUGGGUUUAAAGCGUAAAAAGGUUAAUAUACCGGUCAGCGGCAUUGGACAAGCUCUAGCGAAUGUGCGUUAUGUAGUGACAGUUCAAUUAGCCUCUCGUGUGGGACCCAGUGAGUACUGUGUCGAAUGCUUAGUACUGCCAAAACUGACUAGUAGUCUACCAACAAGAAGCAUCGACAUUAGAGCUUGGAAAAUUCUUCAACAUCUACCGCUUGCUGAUCCACAGUUUCAUCUCAGCCAGGGCAUUGACCUUAUUAUUGGUGCAGAGCUAUUCUCUUGUCUCUUGCAAGCUGAGCAAAUAUCAUUCGAUGAUAAACUUCCCGUGCUUCAGAAGACAAGUCUCGGAUAUACCGUCGCCGGUAAAGUUCCUUCCAACUUCAUUGCUCAUCCCGUAGCAUGCCAUGUGUCUACUCUCGACAGUCUAGAUGCACAAAUUAAAAGGUUCUGGGAAGUAGAGGACUUCGAUCGAGGCAAGUCUUACACAUUAGAAGAGCAGCAAUGCGAAACUCACUUUGUCAACACUCACAGACGAACUGCUGAAGGACGUUAUAUAGUGCGCCUUCCCGUUCGUCAAGAAAAGCUUCCACUCAUCGGAGAAACAUGGUCAAUAGCCGCACGACGAUUUACUGCUCUGGAGAGACGAUUUCAAUCCGACGAGGCUCUUCGCUCAGAUUAUGUGCAAUUCAUGGAAGAGUAUAAGCAAGUUGGUCAUAUGGAGGAGGUAUCGGAUCGCGUCGCGUUGCCCCAGAAUUUCUUACCCCAUCACGCUAUCCAUCGUCCCGAUUCCACAACAACUAAAACUCGAGUCGUCUUCGACGGAUCUGUCAAAAGUAGCAAUAAUCUGUCGCUCAAUGAUCUGCUUCUGACAGGGCCAACAGUGCAACCCACUCUUCUCUCUAUUGUUCUCAACUUUAAUAUUUGCAUCGCUACGUCAUGA
Molecule: messenger RNA, 1293 nt
Organism: Wyeomyia smithii (pitcher-plant mosquito)
Lineage: Eukaryota; Metazoa; Arthropoda; Insecta; Diptera; Culicidae
Exons: 1
Coding region: 1-1293 (430 amino acids)
Source: RefSeq, a predicted model, not a curated record